UACUGGCUAGCUCAUCGAAGUCGAAGCUGGAGCUCUCCACGCAUCCAACGCUACUAUCGUAGACGUCUCUCGAGCACUUUGCUUGCCGUCGUCUCUGCUUGUGGUGGUUGGUUCUGGGCCUCGGUUUGCUCAGUUUGCCGCCCGUCAACAUCGCGGCAUAGAGCAGCAAAGCCUCUCCUCACCAUCCCUUCGACUUGACAACGUCUCGCAAGGCGACUCCCCACUUUUUAUCAGAAGCGCGGCUCGUCUGCUCCGCCCACUCCCUCCAUUUCGAUCACCCUUGGCAUGCAUCGCUUCCGCCUUGCUCUCGUCUGCCUGGCUUUGCCUCUCGAUCGUUCCCUUGUCAAUGUUCAUAGUGUGCUGCCUCUUCUCUCCCUUUCAUCUCUGUCGUACUCGACUCAGCCUCAAUGCCUCGCACUGUUCAGCCCAGACGAGGCGCGAGCCGGUCUGCUUGACCUGGGGCAGCUCAUGCUCGACCGCGGUCGAGCGUCGGCGUCGUCAUGCUCAGCAGCGAGCAAACGACGACCUGCAAAACCUCGGUGCGGACACCAUCGCCGCUUCUCUGCACGCCGACGACGUCAUCAAUGCCGUCGAUGCUCGGUAGCCUUGGACGGCUCACGCCCCGCCAUCCUGCUGGCAGGAAAGUCACGCCCAGGGGCAGGUCAUGCCCACGUGGCUUCUUGGCCGCCGCGUCAAGCACCUCGAGUAGAGGUCACGGCUACGAGUCGUGUCGAACAUCGUUUCUCAUUCCGGUGAUGACUAGGACCACGUCACUGACACAAAUAUGCAUCUCCAUUCUUUCGCUCGAGCAGUCGUUAUGAGUCUCAACGAGGCCUUCAACUGGACAAGGCCACUUCACGGCUUCACGCCCGACACGCUCAAAUCGACACCUCCG
Jaminaea rosea is the source of this 895-nucleotide messenger RNA. RefSeq lists its product as hypothetical. Bases 286 to 756 code for a protein of 156 amino acids. The transcript is spliced from 2 exons. NCBI's taxonomy places the organism in Eukaryota, Fungi, Basidiomycota, Exobasidiomycetes, Microstromatales. The record is from RefSeq and is a predicted model, not a curated record.